AAGUGUUUCCGCCCUUGUGCAAAAAAUUCUGAUUACAAAAUUAUUACAGUAUAACAAAAAAAAAGACACAGUUUCGGAAGUUUGAAAAUUGUCAACUCUCUCAUUAAAAAAACGUAUUAAAAAUAAUAAAUAUUACAUGGCAGUGGGGGAAAUCUCUCCAAAAUGUAACAAAGUUAUUUUUUCAAUAAAAUCUUGAUAAAAGUUGUACACAACUUCAGUUAUUUUUAUUUCUUCAGUAAAUAAUGUGUGAACAUGAUGUUAGUUGUAAUAUUUUCGAUCUUAACACAAGUCGGCAGUAGUGAGGUUAUAUUGGCCAACAACACAUUCAAUCCUAGAGGCCCCCUUGUAAAAUGUUCUUUCUUGCCUUGGGAAUUUAUCACUUGUAAGGAUCCUGUCGACCACAAAGGUAACCGAACAGCGAAAGAAGAGUUGGGCUAUGGGUGUGUAAAAUUUGGUGGUAUGAAAUAUGAAGAUGUUGAGAGGACUAAAGUGGAAUGUACUGUUUUGGAAMGGAUAGAAUGUUACGGAAAUCGAACUUUUCUUAAAGAAGGUGUCGCCUGUGUUAAAUAUUCAGAUCAGUACUUUACAACAACACUGUUAUACAGCAUUUUGUUGGGAUUUCUAGGGAUGGAUAGAUUUUGUUUAGGUCAGACAGGAACAGCAGUUGGUAAAUUGUUAACGUUAGGUGGAGUUGGUAUUUGGUGGAUUGUUGAUAUUGUAUUGCUUGUAACCAAUAAUUUAGGGCCUGAAGAUGGCAGUAAUUGGAAUCCAUAUGUUUAAAUCAGUAAAUAAAACACUUGUUUUACUUUA
Molecule: messenger RNA, 810 nt
Organism: Tribolium madens (black flour beetle)
Lineage: Eukaryota; Metazoa; Arthropoda; Insecta; Coleoptera; Tenebrionidae
Gene: amrt
Product: TM2 domain-containing protein CG11103
Exons: 1
Coding region: 253-780 (175 amino acids)
Source: RefSeq, a predicted model, not a curated record